AUGCUAGAAAAAUCAGAAGAUGUAGAUCCUGAUGUGGCACUUUUAAUGGGUUUUUUAAAUCACGUAAGAAAAUUAACAGAAGAGCAAAAACUAGAUUUUCAAUCACACGUAAUUAAUUUUUUCAAAUCUCUUUCUAAAACAGUACAACAACCACACAAUUUCCAAAAUCCUGUUCACACAUCUAACUCAAACAAUCCUGUACCAGACCUCUCUAAUCAUAGUAUCCAUAGUAUAAAUCCUUUACAAUCCGAAGUUUCAUAUAGUUUUCAAACAAAUUAUCCCGAUAGUCUCAACCCUACAGUAUCCACUUCAUUUACCACAUAUCAUCCAUCAGAUAUUUAUCAGCAAAUUUCUACUACACCAACAUCCUCAACAUUGUCAACAAUACCACCUAUAUUUAAUCCUUAUUUACUUCCUGGCCCCCUUACAGAUACACAUCCUUAUAAAAAUAAUAAUGAUAAAUGA
Macrosiphum euphorbiae (potato aphid) is the source of this 465-nucleotide messenger RNA. The record is from the annotation of a GenBank genome assembly. Lineage: Eukaryota; Metazoa; Arthropoda; Insecta; Hemiptera; Aphididae.